Molecule: messenger RNA, 4538 nt
Organism: Seriola dumerili (greater amberjack)
Lineage: Eukaryota; Metazoa; Chordata; Actinopteri; Carangiformes; Carangidae
Gene: lrrc9
Product: leucine-rich repeat-containing protein 9-like
Exons: 32
Coding region: 1-4431 (1476 amino acids)
Molecular function (GO): protein binding
Source: RefSeq, a predicted model, not a curated record
AUGAUUCACAGUGAGAAACAAAAGCACCGUAGUGACGAGGACGUGGUCAAAGAACUGUGCAUGGUCAAUGGAGUAUCCUAUGAAAAAAUUGCACAAGAAGGAAGCAACAUCAGCUCCCUAGAGAUCUUCUUCUCUGGUUUUCCCCGCAUGGUUGGCCUUUCUAUCUUCCCAAGGCUCUGCCAGCUCACCAUAGUUGGCCAGAAUAUAAAAUACAUUGAAGGUCUUGAGUGCUGUCCUCUGCUCUGGGAGCUCUGGGUUGUGCAGUGUCACCUGACAGGAAUAUCUGGACUGCAGAAUUGUGUACAACUAGAGAAACUCUACCUUUAUGAUAAUCAAAUUUGUGAAAUAAAGAAUUUAGAAUUGCAGGUCAAUCUAGAAGUCCUGUGGCUCAACAAUAACUGCAUAAGUCAUAUACAGGGCUUGAACACGCUUCAAAACCUCAAAGAACUAAACCUUGCUGACAACAUUAUUGAAAAGAUUGGGCAUAGCCUUGAUCCUAAUGUCAGCCUUCAGAAUCUUAAUCUGUCUGGGAACAAGAUCAGCUCCUUUAAGGAGCUGACUCUGCUUGCCUGCUUACCCAAUCUGAGAGUACUUGCACUGAAGGACCCCACAUCAACCCCAAACCCAGUGUGUCUGCUGUGUAACUAUGCCACACACGUUGUUUACCACAUGCCAGGCCUCCAGCGACUUGACACCUAUGACGUCUCAAGCAAGCAAGUCAAGGAAGCAGCUGAGUCCACUGUGAUGAAGAAAAUUAUGUACUACAACAUGCGUGUACGUACUGCUCAAAGGAACCUGGCAGAGACUCGGUUCAGUCUGAUGGAGAGGAAGAAAACUCUGCUGCAGUUACCUGAAGAAUGCGUUAGGACACUCAGUCAUGCCCUCAAAAAUCUUGAACGUGAGCUCUCCAAGUUGCUGGCUGGUUGUAAGAAGUCCACUUGCACGUUGGAGGAUGAACCAGGAGGACAGACCCACCUGGUGGAGGGUUCAUCCGACAGAUGUGAUCCAACCACUGACAUCAGUCAUAAUCCUGCAAUGGAGUCCAAAAUACUCAUCAAGAUGGAAGCACUGAGGGAGAGACUGACAAUAUGGACGAGGAGGCUGGAUGAGAUUGAAGCCUGUUAUGAGCGGGAUUUGGCCCAAGCCACAAACAUGAUGGCGUAUACAGUCCAGUUUUUGUUGAUGGAGUUAGAAAGUGUUGGAAAUAUUCGUUUGGAGGAGGGAUGCUCCACAGACCCUUGGUUUACUUCCUGUUGCGACCUUCUGCUUUCCCGUUUCUCUCAGUCAGACUACAGGGUUCAUGGCAUCACUGGCAUUAAGAUCGAUAGAGUUAUCCGCAUCUACAACAGUGCUUUGAGGCUUCGCUUUGAGGACAAACUUCAUAGCUUGCUAGCCAGCGAAGACACUGGUAUCUCUUCACAGAAUUACAGACGUCGCCUGGAGCACUUGUUCUACCUAGCCGAAACUGAAAAAAACAGUGAGAAGGAAGAACUUUUGUGCAUUCUGGAGGAGGGCUUCAAAACUGCAGAACAAUAUAAGGCCUUGGGGAGAGAGGGUGCCAUACCUUUAUCCAACAGCCUGAGUGUGACCGAACAGCCCAGAAUGGAACAGACUCUACGCCUGGCCAGCCACUGUAAUUCCAUGGAUACAGUCCCAUUCAGGCAUGGUCAGAUUAUUGUUUCCAAAGUGUUUGUGGGUCACAGCAUGCCUAUCCGAGAGGGAGAACCAGUGGACAGAAGCAGCCAUCCCAGAGUCUGCUCUGUAUAUCGCAAUGUGGACACUAAGUGCAGAACUGCAGUGAGUGAAGGUAUACCUCGCUCCUCAAAAACUAACACUGGUCCUGAGUGCAGCCCCAGACGAAGACGGUGGUUUGUGUUUGACCAUGAACUAGUCUUGCCUGAGUACAUCAUAUAUUUUGAAUACAUAACCGGGGUAAUUAAUUCAUUGCUCUUACAGGAAGCUCCUUCCAAUGAUAUCAUCUUGGACAAGGAAGUCCUCAACAUGGAACCUGUGCUGAAAGCGCUGCCCAAGUUGUUGAGCUUGGAUGACAAAAUUCUGCUUAAUGUGGCCAGAGCCAAUGUCCUGAGUCAGAUCACUGUACUGAACCUUCAUGGCAACAGUCUGAGCAAGAUAAAGGAGAUUUCCCACCUAACGGCUCUGCGGCAUCUUACUAUCUGCUUCAAUGAGUUCAGACGCCUUGAUGACAUUUCUCACAUGCCAAACCUUGAGUUUUUGGAUGUGAGCUAUAACCACCUGGUGACCCUAGAGGGGCUGAGGGGGUUGGGACAACUCAAAGAGCUUGAUGUUCGCUGGAACAAGUUGACCAAAGCCAGAGAAGAUACGGCAGUGCUAAGAAAACAUACACCUGCACUUCUCAAGCUUGACACUCGAUACAACCCCUGGAACAGGCCGCAGGCAGCCAGACUGACCAUGCUGGGACGUCUAACAACACUCACACACCUGGACGAUGUGGUGGUAGCAGAGGAAGAGGCUGCUGAUGCUGUUCACAUGGCUGCUGGCUCCAAAAUUAAUGAGGCAUGCCUUCUGGCUCACUCGCGUACCAACAGUGAUCGUCCCCGCAGUCUCAGCCUGCUGUCAACAGCCCAGCUCCUAGGUCUUCUCAAUCCAGCACCCUGGGGGCUCAGUCAAGAGCUGGAGCCAGACUGGACUGCAAAGAUCACAGCCCUGAACCUUGACAGCCAGAGGAUUUCCAAGCUGAUCAAUCUGAAUAAACUGGUGAACUUGCGCUGGGCCUCCUUUAAUGACAAUGACAUCUCUAAAGUGGAGGGACUGGACAGCUGCCUGAAGCUGGAAGAACUUUCCCUAAACAACAACAGCAUCAGCACACUCAGUGGUCUGUCAAAACUGCAUUGCCUAAAUAAACUGAGUGUAGAUGGGAAUCAGCUCUCUAGUCUGGAUGCUUCAGUCCUUGAUCAGCUGCCCAACCUGUCCUUUCUGUCUGUGGAGAACAACCGUAUCAGUUCCCUGCAUGGUAUCCAAAGGGUUCGCUCCGUUCUUGAACUCUACAUCGGCAACAAUGAGAUUUCUACAUCACGAGACAUCUACUAUCUAAAGGGACUGACAAACCUCAUCAUUCUGGAUCUUUAUGGGAAUCCUUUAGUGGAGAGACUGGAAAACUAUCGGAUAUAUGUGGUGUUCCACCUUCCCUCCCUGAAAGCACUGGAUGGGAUUGCGGUCGAAGUGACUGAGUGUGAAAGUGCAAAGGAUAUGUUUGGAGGGAGACUAACCCCUGACAUGGUAGCUGAGAAGCUGGGCCACUCUAACUACACAGACAUCACCUACCUCACCUUGAAGUCCUGCUCCAUUAGGAUGGUUGAUCUGUCUCCAGCAGACCUGUUCAGUAGUCUGCGUAGUGUAAACUUGGACCACAACAACCUCACCUCUUUCUCUGGCCUCAUUUACCUGCCCAACAUCAAAGCUCUGUGUCUGAACUACAACCACAUUGAGUCCAUCCUUCCCAGGCAGAAGACUCAGGCUCAUCUGACAAACAGACAGAUACUCUACAGCAAAGUCCACUCCAGUGGUUAUGGUCAACAGAGCCCAUCCAAAGGCAACAGGGAAACUGGGCCCACUGGCAGCCUGGAGCCACUGAUGGGCAGCCUGGAGGUGCUGCAUUUGAGUCACAAUGGCAUCUCCAAUAUGGCCAAUCUGCAGCUCAGCAGGCUCACCAAUCUUAAAGCCCUCUUCCUUCAAGGUAAUGAGAUCAGCCAGGUGGAAGGAUUGGAAGGGCUUCACCAACUCAGAGAGCUUGUGUUAGAUAGGAACCGGAUCAAAGCCCUGGCUGAGAACUCUUUCAUUGCCCAGAAGGUCCUACUAGAACUGCACCUAACAGAGAACCGGAUCCGGGAGCUCAACCAUCUCAAUCCUAUGACUGAGCUCCGCAAGCUCUUUCUUGGCAUGAACAAGCUGCAGGACAUCUCAGAGCUUGAUAAACUAGAAGUUCUUCCUUCGCUGACGGAGCUUUCAGUUGUUGGCAAUCCCGUGGCCCGCAAUUCUCUCCACAGACCAGCAGUGGUGCUCCAUCUGUCCCGCUUGCAGGUCCUGGAUGGAGUGAUGGUCACUCUGGAGGAAAGGACCAGGGCCGAACUCCUCAGUGGUGAUCCAUCAGUAAGAAGAUAUCAUUGCCCUGGAGCUUCCCUUCCUACCACUGAAAUAAACCUACCUGGACUGUUACCCUUCAUGCCUCGAAAUACCCCUCUAAGAGGAAUGAGUAUAAGUGGAGGACUGCAAACUUUUAUUAAUGUUUCUCGAAGCGGCCAGACUGACAUUACCUUAAGACAAAUCCGAAGAACAGGAAACAACCUGCCGACCACGGGUCUCCUGUCUGAUGGGAAUAGAGUCAUCAUCACAUAUCACAACCAGGAGCAAGACAGCAGAUUCCCAAAUGGUGGUAAACCUCCACCCAUGUAGCAGCCAGAAGACACUGAUACUUGUCAAUCAGCCAUGACUGUGGUGUGAUGAUAUACUAUAGCAUUGUGGCAUGCAGGAUAUUAAAAUAUAUCUUAAUGGUGGUGUUU